Molecule: messenger RNA, 779 nt
Organism: Durio zibethinus
Lineage: Eukaryota; Viridiplantae; Streptophyta; Magnoliopsida; Malvales; Malvaceae
Source: RefSeq, a predicted model, not a curated record
CUAGGCUCAAAGAAAGGAGCGGAGUUGUUGAAAUACUGAAGUGGGCGUGAAAAGCAAAAAAGAGGGAGAACAGAAAGAAAAAUGGAAAUUGAUAAACCAAUAACAGUUGCACUGCUAGCAAUGGAGCAAUCCAGCUUUUGUUACAAAGCCUGCUUUAGGUGUGAAACGCCUAUCCCUAACACUACCCCUUCUCCUACUUUCUGCAACACCUGCAAUGGCAGCCCCAACCCCUUCAAACGCCUCUUCCGCCUUCUUUUCUCGAUAGCAACAGAUACUAGGGUCAUUACUGUUGUAUGCUUCGAUAGGGACGCUAGGGUCAUCUUUGGUUGUUCUGCUCAGCAAUUCUUUGACUUUGCAACUCAGCACCCUGACGCCGCUAAAAAUGCUAAUCAUGCUUUGGUGGGAGAAUUGUUCAGAGUCGUUUUGACCAAACCAAAAAGGGGUAAAGCAGAGCAUCUGCGGAUGACAUCCGUUGUUCCAUUGAGGACUGCUUUUCAGCCAGUAAUUGAGACUUUGAAAGAACUAAAUCAAGUUGAGCAAAAUGGAGAUAAAACUGCCUAGUAUUAUUGGUUCAGCAACAAGUUGGGCAAGAAGGUGUUUUAAGCUUUUGAACAUUAAUCUAAUGGGAUCAUCUGAUGCUUGUAUCUUUUUGUUUUCGAUGUACAGCGGAAUGCAUAUUGAAAGCUUCAAUCAAGUAGUUGCAGCCUAUAGUUAUUGUAUCAGUUUCUGAGAAAAAAUGUACUAGUCAUCCUGAUUAACUAUCUUUCUUUUGCUUGAGA